Vicia faba (fava bean) is the source of this 1248-nucleotide messenger RNA. Lineage: Eukaryota; Viridiplantae; Streptophyta; Magnoliopsida; Fabales; Fabaceae. The record is from the annotation of a GenBank genome assembly.
AUGGCUUCAAUAUUACAAUCUUCACUUAUAACUUGUUGUUCUUUAACAUCUUCAAAGAGAGUUAUUAAUGCAGCUAUCCAUCUUCCCCAACUCCCUAAUAUUUCAUUGCCACCAAACAUAAAAACCAGCAGAAAACAAAAACUUGAUCAUCAACAAUUAAUACUAGAAAACAACAACACACAAAUAUUACACGAUCAACAACAGCAGAAAUAUUCUAACGCCACAAUUCAACUCUAUGCAGUCUUAGAAGCUGUAUCCGACAGAAUUGAAAUGCAUCAAAACAUUGGCGAACAACGUAAUAGCUGGAACGACCUUCUAUUAAACUCAAUCAACAUGAUUACUCUAACUGCUACAACUAUGUCUGGUGUUGCUGCUGUCGCAAGUGGGGAAGGUGCAACACUUUUGGCUCUGAAAUUAUCUUCUGCUCUUUUAUUCUCUGCUGCAACUGGAUUAUUACUGAUCAUGAACAAACUCCAACCCUCUCAACUCACAGAGGAACAAAGAAAUGCUACAAGACUAUUCAAACAACUUCAGACCCAAAUUCAAACCACAAUUAAAAUAGGAAACCCUAGUGAAGAAGAUGUGAAGGGUGCAAUGGACAAAGUUUUGGCUCUUGACAAAGCAUAUCCACUUCCCUUAUUAGGAGCAAUGCUUGAAAAGUUCCCUGCAAAAUUUGAGCCUGCUACUUGGUGGCCAUCCAAAAAAGGAAAGACUCAAAGUAAGAAAAUGGGAAAAAUGAAAAAUGGAUGGAGUGAAGAAUUAGAAAUGGAAAUGAGGGAAGUUGUUGAAGUGAUAAAAAGAAAAGAUGGUGAAGAUUAUGAGAGACUUGGAAACAUAGCAUUGAAGAUAAACAAGAGUUUGGCAGUUGCAGGGCCAUUGCUCACAGGAAUUGCAGCUAUUGGAUCUUCAUUCCUAGGCAAUGGCAGUUCUUUGGCUGCUUUUGUUCCUCUCUUGGCUGGUUCACUGGCUGCUGCAGUUAAUACUUUUGAGCAUGGUGGACAAGUUGGGAUGGUUUUUGAAAUGUACAGAACUUCUGGUGGCUUCUUCAAGUUGUUAGAAACCUCAACCGAAUCAAUUUUGGGAGAGAAAGAUUUAGAGAAAAGAGAAAAUGGAGAGUUGUUUGAAAUGAAGAUGGCUUUGAAGUUGGGAAGAAGUAUAUCAAAUCUGAGGGAACUUGCCUCCAAAUCAGCUUCUUAUAGAAUGGAAGGUGCUGUUGAAAUAGAUGAAUUUGCCAGCAAAAUAUUCUAG